Musa acuminata AAA Group (dessert banana) is the source of this 2680-nucleotide messenger RNA. RefSeq names its product endoplasmin homolog. NCBI's taxonomy places the organism in Eukaryota, Viridiplantae, Streptophyta, Magnoliopsida, Zingiberales, Musaceae. The coding region runs from base 37 to 2484 and encodes 815 amino acids. The record is from RefSeq and is a predicted model, not a curated record. The transcript has 15 exons. Gene Ontology annotation, biological process: protein folding. Gene Ontology annotation, molecular function: ATP-dependent protein folding chaperone; ATP binding; ATP hydrolysis activity.
GGAAACCCAAAGCCGGCACUGAGACUGAGGCACGCGAUGAGGAAGUGGGCGCUCCCUUCCGCUCUCCUCCUUCUCCUCCUCCUCUCCACCGUCCCCGAUCGCGGGCGGAAUCUACACGCGAAUGCGGAGGACAGCGGGGAUUCAGACGAGCUCGUGGAUCCGCCGAAGGUGGAGGAGAAGCUCGGAGCUGUUCCCAAUGGGCUGUCCACUGAUGCAGAGGUCGCCAAGAGAGAAGCGGAGUCGAUCUCGAGGAAGACUCUGCGAAGCAACGCUGAGAAGUUCGAGUUCCAAGCUGAGGUUUCUCGGCUGAUGGAUAUUAUCAUCAAUUCUUUGUACAGUAACAAAGACAUCUUUUUGAGAGAGCUAAUCUCAAAUGCCUCUGACGCAUUGGAUAAGAUCAGAUUCCUCGCUCUCACCGAUAAGGACGUCCUGGGUGAAGGCGACAACACUAAGCUUGAUAUCCUUAUAAAGUUGGACAAGGAAAAGAAGAUCCUUUCCAUCCGUGAUCGAGGUAUUGGUAUGACAAAGGAAGAUUUGAUUAAAAACUUGGGGACGAUUGCCAAAUCUGGAACUUCAGCUUUUGUGGAGAAAAUGCAGACAGGAGGUGACCUGAAUCUCAUUGGGCAGUUUGGUGUUGGUUUCUAUUCAGUGUACUUGGUUGCUGAUUAUGUUGAAGUAAUUAGCAAGCACAAUGAUGACAAGCAGUAUGUAUGGGAAUCCAAGGCUGAUGGGUCUUUUGCAAUCUCUGAGGAUACAUGGAAUGAACCUUUGGGUCGUGGAACAGAGAUAAGGCUGCAUUUGAGGGAUGAAGCCAAGGAGUAUCUUGAACAAGAUAAGUUGAAGGAACUGGUGAAAAAAUAUUCUGAGUUCAUCAACUUCCCAAUAUACCUCUGGGCAAGCAAAGAGGUGGACGUUGAAGUUCCAUCUGAUGAAGAAGAAUCUACUGAAGAAGAGGAAACAUCUGAAACUACUUCAGAAGAUGAAGAAACAGAAGAGGAUGCUUCUGAGAAAAAGCCGAAGACAAAGACAGUGAAGGAAACAACUUAUGAUUGGGAAGUUCUGAAUGAUGUGAAAGCCAUAUGGCUUCGCAAUCCAAAGGAGGUCACUGAUGAAGAAUACUCUAAAUUCUACCACUCUUUAGCUAAGGAUUUCAGCGAUGAAAAGCCACUGGCGUGGAGUCACUUUACUGCUGAAGGUGAUGUAGAGUUCAAAGCUUUGCUUUUUGUGCCUCCCAAGGCUCCCCAUGAUCUCUAUGAAAGUUAUUACAACACCAAUAAGUCCAACUUGAAGCUGUAUGUCAGAAGGGUUUUCAUCUCAGAUGAGUUUGAUGAACUUCUUCCUAAGUACCUUAACUUCUUGAAGGGUCUUGUUGACUCGGAUACUUUGCCACUUAAUGUAUCACGAGAAAUGCUUCAACAACACAAUAGUCUAAAGACAAUCAAGAAGAAGUUAAUCCGUAAGGCUCUUGAUAUGAUUCGACGAAUUGCAGAUGAGGACCCUGACGAGUUCCAUAAUAAAGAUAAAACAGAAAAUGAAAGUGAAGAGAAUGAGAAGAAGGGACAGUAUACUAAGUUCUGGAAUGAGUUUGGCAAAUCUAUCAAGCUUGGAAUCAUAGAGGAUGCACAUAACAGAAAUCGUCUUGCCAAGCUUCUUAGAUUUGAGAGUACUAAGUCUGAAGGUAAGCUUGCCUCGCUGGAUGAGUACAUCUCUAGAAUGAAGCCAGGGCAAAAGGACAUAUUCUACAUUACGGGAACUAGCAAGGAACAAUUGGAGAAAUCUCCAUUCCUUGAGAGACUCACAAAGAAGAAUUAUGAGGUCAUAUUCUUCACUGAUCCAGUUGAUGAAUACUUGAUGCAAUACCUGAUGGACUAUGAAGACAAAAAGUUCCAGAAUGUGUCGAAGGAAGGUCUCAAACUUGGAAAAGACUCGAAGCUGAAGGACCUCAAGGAUUCCUUCAAGGAAUUGACCAACUGGUGGAAGGAUGCUCUCUCCAGUGAGAAUGUAGAUUCAGUCAAGAUAAGCAACCGUUUGGACAACACCCCUUGUGUGGUGGUCACAUCCAAAUAUGGUUGGAGUGCAAAUAUGGAGAAGAUCAUGCAAUCUCAAACUCUCUCUGAUGCCAGCAAGCAAGCUUACAUGCGUGGCAAGAGGGUGCUGGAGAUUAACCCAAGGCAUCCUGUCAUCAAGGAACUUCGUGAUCGUGUAGCUCAAGAUUCAAAGGAUGAGAGUCUCAAGCAUACAGCACGACUGAUAUACCAAACGGCCCUCAUGGAGAGUGGUUUUAUCCUCAAUGAUCCAAAGGAGUUUGCCUCGAGUAUAUACAAAUCUGUGCAAAAGAGCCUCGACAUAAGUCCUGACGCAACGGUAGAAGAGGAGGAUGAUGUAGAGGAAGCCGAGGAGGAAGAGAAGGGAACAACUUCAAACACGGAAUCUGAUGAGAUUAAAGAAGACAUCGAUGAGUCUUCGCUCAAGGAUGAAUUGUAGAUUUCUAAGCGCACUAGAGGUCGUAAUCUCAUUCAUCCUUUCAGAGGUUUUGAUAAUUCCAAAUAGGAAAAGAACCCAGAAGACUAUAAGCAGGUUAGAGCCAUCCAGUUUCGAUGUGUAACCUCAAAUUGUGAUUGAGAUGUUGCUAAUUUGGUGCACGAUGUUUACUUUGAAUUCAAGCUUUCCCUUUGUGACU